Molecule: messenger RNA, 2988 nt
Organism: Arctia plantaginis
Lineage: Eukaryota; Metazoa; Arthropoda; Insecta; Lepidoptera; Erebidae
Source: the annotation of a GenBank genome assembly
AUGGAUUCAGCUAAUAACAUCAAAGAUACCUCAACACCUAAACGUCGGCGAUUAAGUAAAACGGAAAUUGUGCGAUUAACUAAAUUUAGUCAAGAAUCAAACUCAUUAGUAAAUUGUAGCCCAAUUAGAUCUGUAAUCAAUGAAGAUGAGGUUGGUGUUGUAGAAAGAUGUGAUUCUCCACAUUUGCCGUGUAAUCAAGUUGAAUUCUUGUAUGAAUCAAAUAAUAAUGGUUCUUAUAGUGAUAUUCGAUGUUCACCCGCCAAUUUAACGAAUCAAUUAAGUCAAUGUCAAUCUUUAAGUGUGCAAUCAGAGAAAUUAAGUGAAAACAAUAAACAAACUAGUGUAAUUAAUCAAAAUACAGGUAUAUUAAAAGAAAUUGAGGAUAUUUCAGAUGAUAUGUUUGAUUCUAAGUUGGAACAAUCUGUGCAUAACCAUGAAGAAAAGAAGUUCAUAGAUGAGAUAGAGGAAAGUUUUGACUUAAUUAAUGAAUCGAUAACAAACCUUCAUGAUGCAAUGAAGAAUAAAAGUGAUUUAUUUGAAACUAGGGACUCCUUCCUAUUAGAUAUUAAGGAAAGUUGUGUUGAAAGACAUACUCCAAAUGUAGAUCAAGGAAAAGUUAUAGGAAAACAAGAAUCAUUUUCUAGUACUAGUUUUUAUGGUCUUCCAUUGAUAACCAAAGGCUUAUUUAAGACUUACAGAAAUAUAGAAAAGUUUUAUGACUGGCAAGAAGAGUGCUUAAACUUAAAUGCAAUAAAGAAAAGACAAAAUCUUAUCUAUGCUUUGCCUACAAGUGGAGGCAAGACUCUUGUUGCUGAGGUGUUGAUGCUAAGGGAAGUACUGAAUAGAAAAAAAAAUGCAUUGUUUAUAUUACCGUUUGUAGCUAUCGUGCAGGAAAAGAUAUGGUCACUAUCACCCUUCGCAGUACAAUUAGAGUUUUUGGUAGAAGAAUAUGCUGCUGGCAAGGGUCAUAUACCACCUAAAAAGAGACGAAAGAAGAACAGUAUCUAUGUAGCCACUAUUGAGAAGGGACUAGCUCUAGUCAGGAGUUUGAUAGAGCUAAAUAGACUAAAUGAGAUUGGUCUUAUUGUGGUCGAUGAACUACAUUUAAUAGGCGAAAAGGGUAGAGGUGGGACACUAGAAAUGUUACUUUCAACUGUAAUAUUCACCAAUCAGGACAUUCAGAUAGUAGGCAUGAGCGCUACGAUAGGAAACCUGCACGAGAUUGCGAAGUUCCUUCGAGCGGAUGUCUUCCAGAGACAGUUUCGUCCAGUGGAAUUGGUGGAGUACGUGAAAUUAGGCAACAUGUUGCACAGAAUACAGUGGGGGGAGGCUGGAGUCGAAGUUAUACCGGAUAGAGAACUUGUUUAUGACUAUUCUGCUGCUGCCGUAAACUUGGAUCCAGAUCUCCUCGGUGGUCUGGUGUCGGAGGUGGUUCCAGAUGGCAGUUGUCUCGUGUUCUGCCCCACAAAACGAAACUGCGAGAAUGUUGCCGCGCUACUCUGCAAGUUGCAGAGACGGGAGAUGACGUCACACCGUACAUCAGAGCGUGAAGCUUUAGAGCGCGGUUUGAGGGCCGAAGGGGCGAGCGCGGAGUUGUCCCGCGCGGUGCGAUACGGGGUCGCGUACCACCACGCGGGACUGUCUUCGGACGAGCGAGUGCUACUUGAGCAUGCCUUUAGGUCGGGCGUGAUAUCGGUGCUGUGCUGCACGUCGACCCUGGCGGCGGGAGUGAACCUGCCCGCGCGCCGCGUCAUCGUGCGCGCGCCCUUCGUGGGCACGGCGCUGCUGUCGCUCGGCGCCUACCGACAGAUGGCGGGCCGGGCCGGACGCGCCGGGGUCUGUAGCACCGGUGAGAGCAUAAUAAUAUGCGACGCUCGCUCGUGGUUGCAAUUAAGCGACGUGCUACGCGGCGGGCUCGCGCCUGCCCGUAGCGUGCUACGCGGCGGGCUACACAGCUUGCUCCUGAGCGCCGUAGCACUCGGGCUCGCCACGAGCGUGCAGAAGCUACGGGAGCUGUUGCAGUGCACGCUCUUGGCUAUCACGGAGAAUGACGAAAAUUGGUCCCUUGACUCAAUAUGUGACGAUGUCGUUCAGUCUCUGGUCAAGUGUGGUGCCUUGGAAGUGACCAGGUGCCGUACUUUUGACAGCUCACCCCCCUCCGACUCGGCCCAUGUACACAGUUAUCUGAAUGACAAUAGCCAACUCACUGUGAGCAAGCUGGGCAAGGCGGCGAUAAAAGGUUGCAUGGAUUUGUCAGUGGCUCGCCAGCUACUUGAAGACCUAGAGGUUGCCGCCAGAGGCCUCGUGUUGAUGGGCAGUCUGCACCUGCUGUACCUAGUGACUCCUCAUGACGCGGCCUCCUUGGUCAGACCUGACUACAGACAUUAUUAUUCUCUGUAUUGUAACCUUGACGAGGAAGGCGUUCAAACAGCAAGAGUCCUUGGCAUCACUGAAAUGAAUGCUGUCAGAAUGAUGACUGGAAAAGCUAUUACUAAUGUUCCUGAGAAAGUGUUGUGUCGGUUCUACUUGGCGCUGAUGUUGCACGACUUGUGGAAACAAGUUCCGUUUGUGACCGUUGCGAACAAGUACUGCAUCCCUCGCGGCACGGUCCAGUCGGUGAUGGCGUCGUCCUCGGCCUUCGCGUCGUGUGGCGUGCGGUUCUGCUCGGAGCUGGAGCGGCUGUGGGCCUUCGGCGCGCUGCUGGCGGAGCUGGCCCCGCGCCUGCAGCACUGCGCCGACCCGGGCCUGGCGCCGCUCAUGGAGCUGCCCGCCGUCAAGAAGGCCCGUGCCCUGCAACUGUCUCGCGCAGGGUACAAGCGAAUAGAAGACCUGGCGAAGGCUUCCGUGGACGAGCUCAUGUCGGGAGUGUCGCACCUCUCCAGGACCAGCGCCAACCAGCUCAUCAGCGCGGCCAGGAUGAUGCUGAUAGAGAAAGUGGAGAACCUUCGCGCUGAAGCCGAAGAUGUAAUGGAAGAACUUAAUGCGUAA